Synchiropus splendidus (mandarinfish) is the source of this 1331-nucleotide messenger RNA. RefSeq names its product cholecystokinin-like. Gene Ontology annotation, cellular component: axon; extracellular region. Bases 58 to 450 code for a protein of 130 amino acids. Gene Ontology annotation, biological process: digestion. NCBI's taxonomy places the organism in Eukaryota, Metazoa, Chordata, Actinopteri, Syngnathiformes, Callionymidae. The transcript has 4 exons. Gene Ontology annotation, molecular function: neuropeptide hormone activity. The record is from RefSeq and is a predicted model, not a curated record.
UGGAGCAACGCUACUCACCCGACCACGCUUGUCUGCAGAGCACAAACAUCCACAGCCAUGAAUGUAGUUAUCUAUGUGUGUGUGUUCCUGGUGGCUCUGUCCAGCGGCUCCCUGAGUCUCCCCUCACAAUCCAUGUCACAGCAGGUGCAGGGCGAGGCUCUGGUGUCGGACAACCUUCCCAUGCCCACCUUCAACCAGACCCGCCAGGUGCGCUCGGCUCGAGCUCCCCCCUCAGAGCGCCUCAGCUACAACCAAGCCCAGGAAGAGGCAGACACCCGCAACAAACUCAGCCAGCUCCUGGCCAGACUGAUCUCCAGAAAAGGAUCUCCCGCCCAGACCAGAACCUCCAUCACCAGCAGAGCCAGUGGUCUUUCCCCCGCCCACAGAAUAAUGGACAGGGACUACACGGGCUGGAUGGACUUUGGAAGACGUAGCGCAGAAGAGUACUAGUACUCCUCUUAAAGGCCAACCAAGUGUUUCCUAUGACUGCAAAACUAUAAUCCCCAACACCGUCACAUAGGACUGUAACACUGCACUUACUGUAAGCCGGCCAGAGAGGAGCCAAAAGUCAUUUUGGCUUCAUAAAAAAAGAGCUGUGGAGACCUCUAGGGGGAGCACUGUCCACUAACCUAAUCAGCUCCAAGUAGAACAUUACUGUUUUUGUGAUAAAACUAAAAUAAAAAUCAUUGCUUUCAAUAACUUCUCAUCAAGUUUGUGGCCCCAAAACGCGUCUUCCUCCACAAUCAAUACCACAGGAGGAGGGGUGUCCUACAGGCAAAGCAGAAGCUGCAAGAUACCUUUCAGUAAAAUAUAUAUUAAUAUAAUGAGAAAAGCAUAUCGACUUUAGAAAUUGAAUAUCUGCUCUCUAUUGCUUCAUUUAAAAUUUUGUUUAAAUUGAAUUAUGCUUUUUCAAAGUGUUAGUAUGAGUAUAUUGCAAACGCAAGAGUGAGAAAAUAGGGUCACAGAAAUGUAUAUGUAAUCAAUCAAUAUAAAAUAAAGUUUUGAGAUUUUGUUCAAGAAAGCCAUAUAUACAACUGAUAGACUGAAUAUUAUCUAGCUUAAAAAUCUAUAUAUUUGUAUGCAGUGUACAUACUGAGGCAACAUUGAAAACAGUGGGAUGAAAUACAUGUUAGUGGAAAGUCUUACUCACACAGCCAGGAAACUCAUACUUACUCUGUCAUAACGGACUAGCAGAAUCGAUAGAACAUAGCAGUGAAUUCCACAUCGAUACGAAUCAAAUACUCUCCUUCUUUUGUUGAAUGAUUCUGUAUGUACAAAUUCUAUGAGAUAAAAUGUUUCUAAAAAUGCCGAGGACCAAUAAAGUUCCAGUG